This is a messenger RNA of Periconia digitata, 789 nucleotides long. The record is from the annotation of a GenBank genome assembly. Lineage: Eukaryota; Fungi; Ascomycota; Dothideomycetes; Pleosporales; Periconiaceae.
AUGGACAAGGCCCAUAGUUCUCGCAACAAGAACAAACGACCUUUACGCCCGCUUCUUCCAGCCAACGGCGAGGCUCCCAAGGUCGACCCUGCACCGCCAACACCCAAGAGAUCCCGAGUCUCAAACGCAUGCUCCGCUUGUAGGACUCGAAAAACUAAGUGUAGCGGUGAACGCCCAAAAUGUAGCAAAUGUAUCCUUUACAGUACGACGUGCGAAUAUCCAGACACUGAGCGGCAAUUACUACAUGAGCGAUACAACAAUUUUCGCAGCCAGCAAACUGCAUACGCAGAGCUGUUCAACCAGCUCGUAACGCUGCCUGAGAACGAGUCACUCAACAUGCUUCGCCGCAUUAGAGCAAGUCACGACCCAAGUCGUUCACCAAUUCGCCCACCUUAUCCACAUCCUGACCACGGCGCCUCGUCCGAAGCCGGUGUUGGCAAGGCUCACCAUGACCAGUUGAAGCGCAAGGCUGAGCAGUUGGAUCAAAUGUCAGACAACAUAACAAAUGUCUAUGGCUUACUGCAGCACGCUUCUGAGCAUGGAGCUAAUGAGCUAUUUCGGCACAUACGUCAAGGCAUGUCGCCAAAGAAUGUGCCUGCAUUUACAGGAGAGCUUCUCACCCGUAGAUCUCCUUCUCCAAACCAGAUAAACCGAAACAUCCUACCUCCAGAUAGCACAGCCACUGGAUUAGAGUACGAGUUGACAAUACUGCACAACCUUCCCUAUCCUGUUUUAGAACCGGUCGAAUUACCCAAAAUCGGUCUCGACCAUCUCGCAAAAAGUAAUUAG